Messenger RNA from Funneliformis geosporum, 2409 nucleotides. The record is from the annotation of a GenBank genome assembly. Lineage: Eukaryota; Fungi; Glomeromycota; Glomeromycetes; Glomerales; Glomeraceae.
AUGUCGUGUGAGGAAUUGGCUGAAGCGGAACCUCAACAGACAACCUCAACUAAUAAGGAGUCGCGAGAGAAUACUCCUAUAUCUUCUACUGCCCCCAAAAAAUCCGCGUCUCAUCCUAACCUUCAAGCUCAACAAUUACAAAACGAACAGAACUCGAAUGCUGAAUCUAGUCAAGAAAUAAAAAUGAAUUCAAGUCGAAAACAACAAAAAGAUAAAAAUGAUAAAGACAUUUUAAAGUCUAACAUUGCUUGUCAAAGCGUGUUGGACAAAGACAUUAUCAAAAAUAACAAAUCUGCUAGUAUCAGCAACACAUUAAUUAUCUCUUCUGAUGGCAUGGAUGAAAAUUCUAAUGACAUGCCCCAAUUGCCAUAUCCAAAUAUGAAUCCAAACGUUCCUUUUAUACCCGCUCAAACCCAAUACUUUACUCCUCCAUUUUUUCCAAACAAUGGACAAUACUUUUAUGAUAACAGAUUUGGGAGACCACCUCCUCAAAUGCCACAACAAACAUUUAGAUCAAAUGCUUACCCUUACCUCCCACUACCUGUUAUUCCUCCAAUGCAACCUCCACCUUAUCAUAAUCCUUCACCUCUAAUUCCUCAGCAAUCUCUUUCCGCAAGAUAUCUUAAUCCUUCAAGUGCAACCGGGGGUGAUUCCGGUUUUUCUUCUCGUAGAAGUUCUUUAGAUCAAACCAGAACUCCGGAUUUUGGCCCCCAACAUCCUCCAAGAAUAAAUCAGCAAAAAAAACCUAAACAAUUGGAUAAAGCCCUUUGGGUUGGAAAUUUACCUGAUACGACUACCCAAGAUGAAUUAAAAGAAUUUUUCGCAGAUGAUAACAUGGAGAGCGUAUUUCAUAUUAGAAAGUCUAAUUGUGCCUUUGUGAAUUAUAAAACAUAUGAAGCUGUUAUGGAAGCUGUAGAUAAAUAUAAUGAAGCUGAUUUCAAGGAAAUUAAAUUGGUUUGUCGUCCAAGGAAGCAAACUUCCGCCGAUUUAAAAUUGAAAACCGAAUCCUUGUCUGCACUUAUUUCGGAAAGCACUCCUCCUCCUACGCCUUCAGAGGCUGGCUCAACGGCAUCAUCUUCCACUAGGUCUCGCCGAUCAUCAGUGCCACCUCGUCAACGUAUUCGACAACCGUCUAUUGCUUCCGUGUCUCCGGCUUCUUCCGUUUCUUCCUUAAAACCAUCUUCACAGAAUAGGUAUUUCAUUCUCAAAUCACUUACUCAAGAUGAUCUUGACAUUUCUGUUAAAAGUGGUCUUUGGGCAACACAGCCUCAUAAUGAGGCAGCUUUGAAUAAAGCGUUUAAGAGUGCCGAGAAUGUAUACCUUAUAUUUAGCGCCAAUAAGAGCGGUGAAUUUUAUGGUUAUGCAAAAAUGAAGAGUCAGAUUAGUAAAGAGAUGACGACAGAAACAGUACAAUGGACUCCGAUUGACGAAGCUGCUUUAGCUGCCUCCUCUUCACGUCCUUCACCUAAUCUAGAUGAGAAGUCACGAAAAAAAUCUCAAGAAGAAGAGAAUGAAGAUUUGGAAGAUGACGCUAUUCCAUCUAGGAAUUGGGGGACGACCUUUAGAGUUGAAUGGAUUAAAGUUCAAAAGCUUCCUUUUAUUCGUACGCGUCAUCUUCGUAAUCCAUGGAACGCGAAUCGCGAGGUUAAAAUAAGUCGCGAUGGUACCGAGGUUGAACCAGUUGUUGGAGACCGAUUACUUACCGAAUUCCAUAAACCACCUCCAACAAUACCCGUUUCAUAUUCAACUAUAUCUGGUCCUCUAUUAACUCAACCAUUGAAUAUUGAUAGUCAGGGUGUGGUCGUUGAAGGACAGGAUAGAAUUUUGGCUUCUCAGAGUGCCGCGCAAACUCUACCCCCAAUGAUUGAUCCUAAUUUUAUGCAGAAUGCUCAACCUGCAUUUUUCACUCAAGGAGGGUAUUGGCAACCACAACAUCUUAUAAUACCUCCAUAUGGAGCACCUCCCGCUCAUCCGAGUUAUGUUCCAAGUCAACAAGCUACUCGUAUACAACCGACUCAAGCUUCAACAGGUGUAACUGGUUCUUCCGCGAUGACUCCAAUAAUGCCUUUGGAACAACAAUACGUGGAGGUAAUAUGGGUAAAUAUGGCCACAAGAGUAGAAACUGGGCCUAUUCCGCAGCAUCAUCCUUCACAUUACCAGUCCUCUGCUCAUCACCUUUAUCAAUCUCCCGCUGCUGGUACAGGAGUUCAUUACCAGCAAGCACCACAGCAAUAUUAUCGAUCUUCAGAUGAUAAUAACCAUAUAGAUGGUCAUAUGUCAUAUCAAGUAUCAUCGCAACAGCAACAGGAACAAAAUAUGGGCGGUGAUCAAGAAAAUGAAUCCCAUAUGAUGCCUUCUUUUCUUAUGGAAGAACAAAGACAAAGUUUUGAAGCUAGUGGUAGUGCAUAG